UGAAGUAUGAUGAAUCAGUCAGUAUAUUAACCAAAAUAACAAUGUGUUUUCUCAUACGAUGCCAUAGAUAUGUGGUUUGAAAUCCUAGCAAUACUGUAGUCAUGUGCGAUCAGAUUUAAUUACACAGACCCUCACUGUGUCAUGCCGUCAUGCGGCCCCACUGUGGUUCUAAUCAAUUGUGAUCUGUUAUGACUGAGAAAAGUCUGACCUUUGACACAGGUAACCAAAGACUGGAAGAGAUGGUGUCUGUUCAGUGCGUCUGCUGGAGAAUGAUUAACAUCUGUCUUGUGUCAGGAUUGGGCUAUGAAAGUACUGCUGCUUUCUCCACCAUUAAUCAUCGGUCCGGGACAGGGCUUAUCAAGCAGACGUUUGAGACUCCCUCCAUGUACAUUUGCUUCGUAAAAACACAUCUGACCUUGGGCAAGGACAUUUUUGAUUAAGUGGCUGAUUUGCUGAAGGUAAUUUAAUUUGAAUGCGUCCCUCAGCAGCUGUAAAAGGAUGGAGAGUGGAAUACCUCCUCAUGAAGGUCACACUUGUAACCUGUGAGGGUCCUGCAACAUGUGCAUAAGUGUGUAACUUAUGUGUGUGUCUGUGUGUCUUCCCUCAGGGAACAUGACUUAUUUGUGCUCUUUGCUAGUCAGGUAAUCUUUAACUGUAAACUUUUUCAUUGUUUGGUCCACUCACCUUGAAUAGAGGUGGAAUUUAGCAGGGGGUGGUGAGAGUUUGGGUUUUAUUUUUUUCUGUUAGGCUGAUUACUAGGGUAAAAUCUGCACUGCGAUGCAGCCGACGGCACCCUCCAACUCAGGCAAGGAGAUUACUAACCAUGGGGCUGCGGUGGCGCUGCCAUCCUUACACAAAGUUCUGACUUCCUCUCUCAACUACCAAUGAAUUAACCGUCAAAAGAGAACGUUAACUUUCAGCAAAUGUUCUAAAGUAAAAAACGUUUUUAUUUCGGCCAUGAAGGGCUCAGCUUUAUGGGUUAUAGUGGAAUGUGCCUGCAGAGUUCUUGGCAUCUCGACUGCUGCAGUGCUUUGUGCAGUGGGUAUAGAGACUCAGAGACAGGGGGAGUUCAACAGCUUGGCCGUCUAUCUCCUGCUUUCCUCGGUGGUGAUUAUGAUUUUUGAAGUCGCCUAUUUCAUUGAUGCUCUGUUGGCGACGUGCCUUCCUUGUCCACCCACAUGGAAGAUUUUCAUUCUUUGGAAGAAGAUGGCCAACGUUGGAGGUUUCCAGAAAUUUCUGUAUUACACAAUGAUGUCUGUGAUGUGUUUCCUGCAUCCAGUCCUCGUGUGGCAUGCUGUAAUACCAGGAGUUAUGCUGGUAGUGACUGGAUUCUUUAACUUCAUAUUGAGCAAAAAGAAAAAGACAGAUCUGCCUAAAGAGUCCAGUGCAACGUAUGGUGACCCGGCUCUGUCUUCUGUCUGUGUCACAGACAGGGGGGACACUGAACACACAUUCUCUUUCUUCCAUGUCAUCUCCGGCAAAAGAGCAUCUUUUUUUCCUAGCAAUAGCCGAUUACAUGGUCCCACAGACAGGGCUCAGUCAGUGAAGAGUGCCCAACACAAGAAAAGUCAAACAGACACAAGAAAUGUGCACUUCAUUGAGAGUCUCAGAUGUAAUGAUACUGAAUUGGAAGAAUACCAUGAGGUGGAGCCAGAGGAGACCACAUCAGAUAAAGCACCAAUGAUUACACUGUAAAUGUGAGUGAUUAUGGUCUUAUUAAUCAUUGUAGGCAUGAGAUGCUAAGUGAAACGUUAAUACAAAUACCUCUUGUAUGCCCAAUUAUUCAAAGACCAAGAUUUAUUUUUUAUGUUGUUCAAUUAAAAUAGUCAUCGAUCAAUAGAGUUGUUUAGUGUCCAUAUAUAUAUAUAUAUAUAUAUAUAUAUAUAUAUAUACAGUACAUUUAUGCUACAAAUAGUCUUUUAUGCUCACCAAGGCUGCAUUUAUUUGAUCAAAAAUACAGUAAAACUUUAAUAUUGUGAAAUAUUAUUACAAUUUAAAUAAACUGUUUUCUAUUUUAAAAUAUUUUACUUCAGUCUUCAGUGUCACAUGAUUUUUCGGAAAUCAUUCUAAUAUUCUGAUUUGGUGCUCAAGAAACUUUUCUCAUUAUUAUCAAUGUUGCAACAGUUAUUCUGCUUAAUAUUUUUGUGGAAACUGUGAUACAUUUUUUUCAUGUUUUUAAAAGAACAGCAUUUAUUUGAAAUGAAUAUAAUUGUUUGUAACAGUGUAAAAGUCUUUACUGUCACUUUUGAUCAAUUUAACGCACUUUAAAUGCAAUCUGCAAGCAAUCACAUCAUUACCGCAUGGCACAAGCUGACUGGCUCUGCUGAUCCUGCAGCCAAUGAGACUGCUUGAUCAACAUGGUGGAAGGAUGACGGCAAAACCCAAAAUACUGAUUUGCCACUGGUUCCCUCAAGAUUUUCCUAUGGGGUUUUUCAGUUCAUGAGUAAAAUAAGGUCUGUAGUAAGCAUAACUUGAUGAUACUGGAACGUUUUGCUCUACAAAUUACACACACCCGUAUCGAAAAUGCAAAUUUUGAAGCUGUUUUUUUUUUUUUUUUUUCUUUAAAUAAGUAAAGUUUCUAAUAAGUAAAUAUAAGAACAUUAUUUGGGGUGUGAGUGUGUGCAGUUUAUACGUUAUAGAACAAUAUGUCUAAGUGUCGUCAACUUAUGUGUACCACAGAACUUAUUAUACUCAUAAAUUGAAAAACUUCAUUAUAAAACCCAUAGGAAAAUCUCGAGAAUCUUUGCCUUCAUCCCUGCACCACUCUAUAGUCUGGUUCAUUGUUUGCUGUAAGAUAGUCCUGCAGCACUAUCAGAGUUCCUAUGAAACCCUCCACCUCCUCCAGCUCCACCUGCCCACAUCUGCUAUGUGAUUUAUGUAUGUCUAUUCAUGCACCAGCAGCAUUUCUUACAUGUCCACUGCAGCACGUCUGUGUAUAGCAGUAACAAGUCUAUACUUGUAGCAGCAGCAUAACAGAUCUAGUUUGCCAACACCAAAAACAUUAACAUUGCCAUAUUCAAUAAUGUGCUAAAAUACACUGUAAAAAUAUUUUGAGUAACCUAAGAAAUUGUUUCACGUGGUAACAUCUAAAAUAAUUUGGCUUUAUUCAAGUAUUAUGUAAUUUGACUGAAUUAACCCUAUAAGGGUCAGAUCAGGUAAAAAUAUAGCUCUAUAAGGUCUCAACUGCACAUUGUCAUUGCAACCGUCCAAUUGCAAACUUACAUAGUUUAAAAUGCAUUUCAAACAUAUAUAUUUCAGGCAUUAUCUGUUUAAAGUAUGUGUCCCAUUAGGACACACCUCUACUAGGUCACUAUGGUGAUGUGCUGCAGGUAUUCCCUUGAAAAGGCACAGGCACAAAGAGACUCAGCCCUCAGACUCUGGUUGAGGAAAUCACCUGGGACAGAUUUUAAAAAAACCAAACAUGCAUAUAAUCAUCUUUUUUAGAGAAGUGAGCUCCCUAAACAACACAACAUUUAAACACUGUCAGUCAAAGAGCUGCCUUUCAUUCCAGUCUGUAACCUUAAGCCUGGCUCUCCUGCAUCUAGUCUCCAUACGUCAAUACAAUUAAGUGAUUCCAUUCAUCAUACUGACCCAGACAAGAGGGUUUUCAGUCUAAAGACUGGACAGCAACCCUCCAGGCGUUAUUCCUCUCCAUUAACCCGUAUGGAUGCCUUCAACAUCCUGAAUACUUGAGUAACAUAGGAUAUGCUGCAUACAUGCGUUGUUCUUGGUGUACUUUAUGGACAUUAUUACAUUAAACAGUAAAUUCAUUGCA
Ctenopharyngodon idella (grass carp) is the source of this 3775-nucleotide messenger RNA. It is a transcript of the gene tmem72, whose product is annotated as transmembrane protein 72. The record is from RefSeq and is a predicted model, not a curated record. The transcript is spliced from 5 exons. NCBI's taxonomy places the organism in Eukaryota, Metazoa, Chordata, Actinopteri, Cypriniformes, Xenocyprididae. The coding region runs from base 958 to 1695 and encodes 245 amino acids.